UCACCACCAGGGCUAUGAUAUCCUAUAAAGUGUUAUCGUAGAUUCCUUGAUGGACAUGUGUGGUUUGGCUUCGCCGUUGCCUCUAACGCGGGACCGUACAAGCCUCUGUUUCUUUAACGGGUUAUAUCGAUUUUCCUUGUGUCAGUUGCAAAAUCCUGCGAAAUCUUCAUUGCCCAUUUGCAGUUACAGCUCAAUUGGUGGCCUGAACGUGUUUUUAUCAGCUGGUUUGUCCUCCACAUCUGGUUUCUGGGAUUUCAAAAGGAGACGGAGAAGGGAACGGUGCAUUACAAGGGCUAGUCGUAGAGAAUCUCCUUAUGAAGUUUUAGGUGUGUCCCCAUCUGCAUCUAGCGACGAAAUCAAAAGGGCUUAUCGGAAACUAGCUCUCAAGUUUCAUCCUGAUGUGAAUAAGGAGGCGAAUGCGCAGGAGAAAUUUAUGAGAAUUAAACACGCCUACAACACAUUGCUGAGUUCAGAAUCACGUAGGAAAUAUGAUUAUGGGAACCGUGAUUCCAAUUAUUCCUAUUCAUCAACUCAAAGAAGUAGAGUUUCACAAGAUGAAGAAGAGUUCUAUGGCCUUGAGGAUUUAUUCAAAGAUCUUCAAGAAGAAUUUAGGAACUGGGAAGCUACUGCCUCCAAAGGAAAACCAAAAAGUCUUUGGGAGGAAUUAGCAGAAAUUGGAGAAGAAUUUGUGGAAUUUCUUGAGAAGGAACUCAAUAUAUCAGAUGAUGAGGACAAAACAGAUAAUUACAAUACAGGGCCUCAGAAAGGCAAUCCUUCAAGAAGUCCUGGGACAGAGAAAAUGGAAGGUGAAAUUCGAAAUGAGGCAGGAAAAGGGAGCACCAUUGAGGACAACAUUGAUGAGAUAGAGGCUACCCUUGCUCAGUUAAAAAAAGAAUUGGGUUUGUAAAGUAUUAGAAAUUUUAUUAUUUGCCACUUUUAUAACAUCCAAGAAAGUGAAUUCUCAGCUCUAAACAACACAAUCGAUUGCUGUUUUGGCCAUAAUAGAAGGAAACGUUACUACAUCUACAAAAUCUGUUUGAUUAGCUCAUUGUUGUAGCAAAAUCAGAAAAAUAAGCAUUAAAACUGUAUCGAGCCAGUAAGCUGUCUAAUCUGUUUGAUUAGCUAAUUGUUGUAACAAAAUCAUAAAAUAAGCAUUGAAACUGUAUCGAGCCAUUCAGCUGUCUGUGUAAAGUGGGGACAAUAACAUUCUAGAACAGCAAAAUCUUAUGUGGCUUUAAAAAAACAAAGGUUAGUCCGUGAUGAAGAUUAAAAGUAAAGCAAAUUUAUUAAGAAAAUUUUUCAUUC
This is a messenger RNA of Cannabis sativa, 1305 nucleotides long. RefSeq lists its product as uncharacterized. The coding region runs from base 50 to 907 and encodes 285 amino acids. Gene Ontology annotation, cellular component: cytoplasm. Lineage: Eukaryota; Viridiplantae; Streptophyta; Magnoliopsida; Rosales; Cannabaceae. Gene Ontology annotation, biological process: protein refolding. The record is from RefSeq and is a predicted model, not a curated record. The transcript has 4 exons.